This is a messenger RNA of Canariomyces notabilis, 1242 nucleotides long. RefSeq lists its product as uncharacterized. Gene Ontology annotation, molecular function: DNA-binding transcription activator activity, RNA polymerase II-specific; zinc ion binding. Gene Ontology annotation, biological process: regulation of transcription by RNA polymerase II. NCBI's taxonomy places the organism in Eukaryota, Fungi, Ascomycota, Sordariomycetes, Sordariales, Chaetomiaceae. The transcript is spliced from 3 exons. The coding region runs from base 1 to 1242 and encodes 413 amino acids. The record is from RefSeq and is a predicted model, not a curated record.
AUGUCUCGUACAGACUCGACAUCGUCCGGCCGAUCGCGAAGAGUGCACCGCAAGUCGAGAUUAGGCUGUGCCAAUUGCAAACUGCGCAGGGUCAAGUGUGACGAGUCAAAACCAGAGUGUAAACGAUGUGCUGCUUUUGGUGUCGCGUGCUGUUACAAGCCUGGGCUCUCCGUAAUGGAGCUGCCCUUUGUUAAGACCUUCAAGGUCGACACUGGGUACCUACCCCGACCUGUUACUCAACCACCAAUCACACUGCCACUCGCGCAAAAGGGGCGGGUGUAUCAGAUCCGUCCAACCGACAUGGAGCUGCUUGCCAAGUUCCGGCGGAUACCGAUAGCUACCAACCAUCCCGAGGCUAGGGCCCUUGCCUUCCAGAAUCUCAUGGUGAACCUAGCGCAUGUGCACCCCUGGUUCAUGCAUACGAUCCUUGCUGUAGUUCGCCUCUACAGCAUGGACAAUGACGGGCAAAUGGAUAGCCAGGACGCUGUCGCCCUUUCCUUUCACUUUGUCAACGGUAUUUCCCUGUUCAACGCCAGACUCUCUCCACCCCCCCAAAAUUCACUAGAGAAGGAUGCCCUAUGGGGGGCUGCCAUGAUGCUCGGUAUGGCUGCAUGCUCCGAUACUCGGGAAAUCUCUCCUGUGCAGCCUUGGCCGCUCACUCCAUCAUCCGCCCAAAGCCUCAGCUGGCUGGGUGUAGUCACCCGAAAGACAGUCGUCCACCGGCUUGCAAAUCCCUCCAGGCCUGAUAGCAUCUUCUGCAGCAUUCUCGCCGGCAUGUUCUCGUCACUAGAGUACCCCAACAGCGUUGGCCAGGAGGAACCCAAGCUCCCGGGUCUUCCUCGCAAGCUGGUGUGGCUUUGCCGACUGGACGAAACCUCCACCGUCGAGACCAAUCCGUACCAUGGACCGGCCACAGCCCUCGCCCGAGUCAUGCCCCUGGAGUGCGGGCGUAUGCAGAUGGGGAAGUUCUUGCCGUUCCUUGGCAGCUUUGAUGAGCGAUUCCUCGACUUGCUGUUUAACAGGGACUCGUGCGCUCUUUUGCUCUUGGCGUACUUCUACGCAAAGGUCUGGUCGCCAGAGCAGUGGUGGAUAUACCGCCGCGCACGAUACGAGGGCCCUGCCAUAUGCACGCUGCUGGAGAGUCGAUUCGCUGGAGACCCGGAGCUCCUUGCGCUGCUCGACUUUCCAAAGGCGGCGUUUGCCUCGCCGGCUGCUACUAGACCCGCGACUUGCGCAGUCUGA